This is a messenger RNA of Marasmius oreades (fairy-ring Marasmius), 2587 nucleotides long. RefSeq lists its product as uncharacterized. NCBI's taxonomy places the organism in Eukaryota, Fungi, Basidiomycota, Agaricomycetes, Agaricales, Marasmiaceae. Gene Ontology annotation, cellular component: GARP complex. Bases 19 to 2505 code for a protein of 828 amino acids. Gene Ontology annotation, biological process: retrograde transport, endosome to Golgi. The transcript has 18 exons. The record is from RefSeq and is a predicted model, not a curated record.
CACGUGUUUUUCGCAUCCAUGCAGCAGUACAACGAUGAGCUGCCUCGCGAACUUGUUCUUUCGAUCCAACGCGUCCUAGAGACCCAAUCUUCUGACCCGUUUGAACCUUUCUCAAGCGAGUUCAAACCUGAGGAAGUACUGAACAACUUUUUCCCCGACGAGGCUUCACUAGCACAGACGGAAAAUGUUAGAGAGAAGCUCCUUCAAACGAAACAGGACCUUCAACAUGAGUUGGAAACUUUGCGGCAAGAAUUGAAGCGCAAUCAGGAUCCGGACAGGAUGCAGCUCAUCCAGGAGAUGAUUUCAGAAUUACUCGGUCAAAUGUCGCGUAUUCGUGAGAAGGCUACAGAAUCUGAAGCAGUCGUUCGAAGUAUCACGAAAGAUAUUCAGGUGCUCGAUUUGGCGAAGAAGAAUCUCAUCUUGAGUAUGACUACAUUGAAGAGAUUGCAGAUGCUCGUCAGUGCAUUGACUCAGUUGGAAGACCUUGUGAGGGAAAAGAAGUACGGAGAAAUAGCUCAGACCCUCGCCGCCGUCAAACAGAUCUCCGAUUCUUUCAAACAAUACAUCUCGAUUCCUCGUAUCAUGCAAAUAUGGAAGCGUAUACAAGAACUUCAGCAUAAUAUACGAGCCCUCAUUGAUCAAGACUUCGACAUGUUUUAUUUACAGGAUCCCUCAAAGCCUGUCCGGCCUACGGUCAUUGCAGACGCUUGCCACGUUGUGGAUGUUCUUGGCCCAGACGUCCGUUUUCAAUUGAUCGAGAGAUAUGUUGCUCUUGAAUUGAAGGAAUAUCGACGAAUAUUUCGCACAUCCGACGAGGCUGGUCAUUUGGACAACAUCUCUCGCAGGUUUGCGUGGUUCCGCCGUUUGUUACAAAAUCAUGAGCUUGAACAAGGACGAGUAUUUCCUGGGGAAUGGAGGGUAGAAUGGUAUUUAUUGGCAAAAUUCACGGAAGUAACCAGGGAUGACAUCACGACCCUCCUUUCGGGGGCCGGAAAGCCUAUUACCGUUACACUCCUCUUGGAGAACCUACAAAUAGUGAGCGAAUUUGAGUCCUCCAUGUCCAAGAAAUGGGCUACACCUUUUCAAGAUAUGUUACAACACACCGCCACCACUACUUCUCGUCCGCCAAAGUCGAUUAAAACUUCCUUUGAGUCUCACAUGGGAGUAUUCGUGGAUGCGCAAGACAAGGCACUGACAGACAUGCUCGCUCCACAUCGCAAAACCAAAGUUCCGAAAAGCACGCCUCGAGCCUCGCUCGAGGCAUCUACUACGGAAGAAGGCCAGGGCAAUGAUUCUUCACCGAUGAUAGUGCUCCCGUCAUCAACAGAGUUAUUCUACUUCUACGGACAAAGUUUGGAGCAAUGUGCAAAGUUGUCCACUGGACAGUCCCUAUUCGAACUCUACAAUGUUCAUAAGAAGUGGCUCAAGAUAUACGCUGAGGAGGUUCUCGGGGCGAGUUUAAAACAACGACCGCCGGUUGCAAGUCGCAGGUCAACAGAGUCGAGAUUUGACGUCAGCGAGUUGAAACAAGCUGCCACUGUUAUAAACACAGCGGAUUACUGUCAAAGCACUGCUUUUGAACUCGAAGACAAGGUCAAAGGCAAAGUCAAUAAUGAGUUCAAAGACAAGAUUUCCUUCCAGGAGGAGUGUGAUCUCUUUCUCAGUGUGAUAUCUUCGGCGAUUGUCAUCCAAUUACGGGAGCUUGAAGCUGCCUGCGAUCCGGCUUUCAGUGCAAUGCUUCGCUCUCCGUGGUCGACUCUCAGCCAAGUCUCGGGUCCUUCAGCGUAUACUGCCGAUUUGAUCAGAUCUAUAGAGCAAGUUGUUGAAGUGGUCCGACCUACUAUAGAGCAGAAAAAGUACCUUCGCAACUUUUUUGACAAGGCUUGUAGUUUGCUCGUCGCUAAAUUUACCAACUCUCUGGUCAGAAGUCGUCCUUUGAAGGAGAUUGGGGCUGAGCAGCUUCUGAUCGACCUACAAACAGUGAAAGCGUUCUUGUCGAAGAUGCCCGGAGAGAACUUAAUCACGACUAGUUAUACACGUUCGCUUGCGAAAAGUACCAGCAGACUCGAAUCGUUAUUGAAAGUGAUCGUGACGCCUAUCGACCCGGCAGAAGGUUUCAUUCUCAACUAUACCUUACUGAUUGGGGAUGCUUCCUUCUCUAACUUCCAGAAGAUUCUCGACCUCAAGGGGGUCCCGAAGAACGAUGAAAACCACCUUCUAGAUCGUUUUGUCACCAUCACAAGUACGAAAGAGGAACUAGAAAGUACAUCAUUCUUGACCUCUCUAGACAUGGAUCCCUCCAGUGGCGCUCUCGGUACACUGGCUAGUCAUCCUGUGGCAGGGCAAGACAAAAUAUUCGCUGGACUCACCUCUCCUCCCAUUAGCGGACCUUCUACUGGAGCGAACGCGUCGGAUGCUUCUCGAGGGGAGCGGCGAGAGGUGUUCUCAGAUUUUCGUAGAUUGGUCAGUUUCGGAUUGAGAAGAGACUCUCCAGCACCUUCAUAAUGUAUUGUGAUUGUGAUUAUGUAUGAACUCUGUGCGGAAAAGUAGGACGAGCCUAGUUGAGAAUAUAUCGGUUCGAAGCGCA